CAGCCUGAGCUGGGGGAGCGGAGCAUGGUGGGGAGGGGCGCGGGGCGGGCGAUCCGGGAGGCCGCGGCGCCGCGGCCUCUCCCCACCAGGCACCCCGGAUCCCACUGGACACCCUGAAGGCACACCGACCGCGCCUCUAGAGUCACCCCUACCGACUCCUCCCCUCUUCUCUAGACUUCUUUCCAUCCCUCUCGCCUUUACCCAUCCCACCCUUCUUUGGGCUCCGACCGCCGCCCUCUUCUCAUUCUGGCACCGGCCCUUCUCGGCGCCCCUCUUCCCUAAGGAGAUGCGAUGAGCCAGUGUCCCCGCGUCCUCAUCGCCACCCUGGGCAAGGUGCCCGUCCGGUGCCCGUGGUGGGGAGGGAGCACCCCGCGGUCCCUCCGUGACGCCCCUCCCUUGGCCCCCCCCACAGCUGGCGUCCCUGGGCGAUGCCCCAGAGGACCCAGCCAGGGGGUGGGCUCUAGAGCGAGGGGAGUGGAGAGGAGAAAGGACGGGGCCUUGGGCGCCUCUGAGAUGCUCCCAAGCGCCAGGGGGGCCCGAGAGAGGUGCAGGCAGCCCAGUGGCAGGCAUGAUGCCCUCGCCUAGUGACUCCAGCCGCUCGCUAACCAGCCGGCCCAGCACCCGGGGCCUUACCCACCUCCGCCUCCACCGACCCUGGCUGCAGGCCCUGCUCACUCUGGGGCUGGCCCAGGUUCUCCUGGGCAUCCUGGUGGUAACCUUCAGCAUGGUGGCCUCUUCUGUCACCACCACCGAGAGCAUCAAGAGGUCCUGCCCAUCUUGGGCUGGGUUCUCGCUGGCGUUCUCCGGGGUGGUUGGCAUUGUGACCUGGAAGCGGCCAUUCACUCUAGUGAUCUCUUUCUUCUCCUUGCUUUCGGUGCUCUGUGUCAUGCUCAGCAUGGCUGGCUCUGUUCUCUCCUGUAAGAAUGCUCAGCUGGCCCGGGACUUUCGAGAUUGCUCCAUGGACGGAAAUGUCUGUGUGUGCUGUCCCCCUGUUCCCCUACUCCGGCCCUGUCCAGAGUCAGGACAGGAACUGAAAGUUGCCCUUAACUCCACCUGUGAUGAAGCCCGAGGGGCCCUCAAGAACCUGCUUUUCAGUGUCUGUGGGCUCACAGUUUGUGCUGCCAUAAUUUGUACCCUCUCUGCUAUUGUAUGCUGUGUUCAAAUCUUCUCCCUGGACCUUGUGCAUACGCAGCUGGCCCCUGAGCACUCAGUUUCAGGCCCCCUCGGUUCUUUGGCCUGUACAUCAUCGCCUCCAGCCCCCCUCCUACACACCAUGUUGGACUUGGAGGAAUUUGUACCGCCUGUGCCCCCACCACCUUACUACCCCCCAGAGUAUACCUGCAGCUCAGAAACAGAUGCACAGAGCAUCACAUACAAUGGCUCCAUGGACAGCCCCGUGCCCUUGUACCCUACUGAUUGCCCUCCUUCUUAUGAGGCUGUUAUGGGGCUACGAGGAGACAGCCAGGCCACUCUGUUUGAUCCCCAGCUACAUGAUGGCUCCUGUAUCUGUGAGAGAGUGGCCUCCAUUGUAGAUGUGUCCAUGGACAGCGGGUCUCUGGUGCUGUCGGCCAUCGGUGACCUCCCCGGGGGCUCCAGCCCGUCCGAGGACUCGUGCCUGCUGGAGCUGCAGGGUUCCGUGCGCUCCGUUGAUUACGUGCUCUUCCGCUCUAUCCAGCGCAGCCGCGCCGGCUAUUGCCUCAGCCUGGACUGCGGCCUGCGAGGCCCCUUCGAGGACAGCCCCUUGCCUCGACGCCCCCCACGGGCGGCCCGCUCCUAUUCCUGCUCUGCCCCUGAGGCCCCGCCCCCGCUGGGUGCCCCCACAGCUGCGCGCAGCUGUCACCGGCUGGAGGGCUGGCCGCCCUGGGUGGGGCCCUGCUUCCCCGAGCUGAGGCGGCGGGUACCCCGGGGGGGCAGCCGCCCUGGGGCCACCCCUCCCACCCGAGCCCCCACUCGACGCUUCAGCGAUAGCUCAGGUUCUCUCACCCCACCGGGGCACCGGCCUCCUCAUCCGGUUCCCCCGCCACCGCUGCUGCUGCCAAGGUCCCACAGCGACCCGGGCAUCACCACCUCCAACGACACUGCUGACUUCAGGGACCUUUAUACCAAAGUGCUUGAGGAAGAAGUUGCCUCUGUUUCCUCUGCAGAUACAGGGCUCUGCUCUGAAGCCUGCCUCUUUCGCCUUGCCCACUGUCCUUCCCCCAAGUUGCUUCGUGCCCGUUCAGCUGAGAAAAGGCGCCCUGUGCCCACCUUCCAGAAGGUUCCCCUGCCCUCAGGCCCUGCACCUGCCCACUCUCUGGGGGACCUGAAAGGGAGUUGGCCAGGCCGGGGUCUGGUCACUCGGUUCCUCCAGAUGUCCAGAAAGUCCCCAGACCCCACUGGGACUGGAGCCCAUGGACAUAAGCAAGUGCCCCGGAGUCCGUGGGGCCGGCCAGGCCGUGAGAGCCUCCACCUUCGCAGCUGUGGCGAUCUGAGCUCUGGCUCUUCCCUUCGAAGGCUCCUGUCUGGCCGCAGGCUGGAACGUGGAACCCGUCCUCAAAGCCUCAGCCUCAAUGCAGGCAGUAGGGAGACUGGGCUCUGACCUGAGUUUCUUGUCCCACUGAACAGAUCUACAUGAAGGCUGGGGCCUCGGGCCCCAGUUGGUUGGGACCAGCAUCCCCAACACUCCCUUGCACUGGCUGGCACAAAAAGAAAUUGCUGUAUACAUCCCAAAGUGUCCCUUUUCCCUCCUACCUCUGGGGGCUCCUGCUGCUUGCCUCAGCCCCUCCAGACUAUGGGAGCUUCUAUCCUGUGCUGCAUGAGUAUUCAGGCUGUGGGGGGAGACGCACCUGCUUUCUGCAUCAGAGGCGGAAAAACUCUCUCCAGCAUGAGAGUGGCUCUUUCUGAUCUCAGGGGCAAAGGCAAGUCUUGGUGUUUAAGUACAGGGAGACUUGUGCCUGUGUGAUGUAUUGGAGAGGCAGGCACCUUGCCCUGCCACCUCUAGCUGCAUGACCUUGGGCAAGUUAUUUAACUCCAAUUGCCUCAUCUGUAAACCAUUGUGGAAAUGAAUGUUUGUAAGCUCUUAACACUAAGCCUUCAAUAAAUUUCAAUUUUCCCCUUC
Dipodomys spectabilis (banner-tailed kangaroo rat) is the source of this 3097-nucleotide messenger RNA. RefSeq names its product family with sequence similarity 189 member B (gene Entrep3). The record is from RefSeq and is a predicted model, not a curated record. The transcript is spliced from 12 exons. NCBI's taxonomy places the organism in Eukaryota, Metazoa, Chordata, Mammalia, Rodentia, Heteromyidae. The coding region runs from base 569 to 2578 and encodes 669 amino acids. Gene Ontology annotation, cellular component: membrane.